Molecule: messenger RNA, 1600 nt
Organism: Musa acuminata AAA Group (dessert banana)
Lineage: Eukaryota; Viridiplantae; Streptophyta; Magnoliopsida; Zingiberales; Musaceae
Product: double-stranded RNA-binding protein 1-like
Exons: 5
Coding region: 129-1454 (441 amino acids)
Source: RefSeq, a predicted model, not a curated record
CUCACUCUCUCUCUCUCUCUCUCUACAAAGGUCUUCCCCAGUCUUCCUUCGCGUCCAAUCAACGCCAUUUGCAUUAAGCCUUUGGGUGUCUGGCUGUCGCUAGGGGGCGAUCGGAGGACGACCGACCCAUGGACAAGAGCCGGCUGCAGCAGCUCUGCCAGCAGCGGCAAUGGCCGUUGCCGGAGUACGCUAUCUCCCGGGAGGGCCGCGACCACGACCCCCACUUCCGUGCCACGGUCACCGUCAACGGCGUCGCAUUUCACUCCUCUGACGACUCCCGAACCAUCAAGGAAGCCCAGAACAAGGCCGCCCAGGUUGCCCUCGAGCAACUCCCCGAAACGGCGCCCCCGCCUCCCACCCCUUCCGCGUCCCUUCCUCCGGCCCUCGAGAAGCAACUUUCACAUAAGAGCCAUCUUCAAUCUUAUCUGCAAAAGAAUAAUAAAGGCCUACCAACAUAUCAGUCUGUUCCUGAUGGUACUCCUAGUCGUCGUUUUAAGGCUACUGUUAAAUUUGAUGGGGAAACAUUUGAGAGUGCAGGAUAUUUUCGCACAGUUAAGGAAGCUGAACAAUCUGCUGCAAAAAUUGCGUUGAUGUCUUUGUGUGUGGCAGGAAAUCAACAGGAUUAUUCUGGUGUUUACAAGAUGCUUUUGCAGGAGUUGGCACAGAAAAGAGGGUUGUCCUUGCCGAAGUACACCACAACCAACUAUGGUGAAAGCCAUAUGCCUACUUUUUCCUCUAAAGUAGAGAUCAAAGGUGAACUUUUUCAAGGAGAUGUAGCGAAAACCAAGAAACAGGCAGAGAAUAAUGCUGCAAAGGUUGCUUUGUCUCAACUUGAAGAAUGCAGAGCAAACAGAUUUUCAUCCGAUCUUGUCUCAAAAUGGCAAGUGAACAUUGAAUCUGAACCGCCUACUUCAAGUGUGAAGCCAAUAGUUAACAUGAACUCUCCGAAGCCAAGUUCUCUCUUGAUACCAGCAUCACAAAUCGAUGCCAAAACGACGGUUGACAUUAUUGCAGUAGAUCAUGGGGCGACUGCUUCUAUAUCAAAUGCAACUCCAGUGAGUGGUCAGAUAACUAAUUCAACUGAUGAAGUCACGGGCAUUGAUGGUUCCUACCAUCAUUUAACUUUCUCUACAGAUGAGCCUGAGAUUACAGCCAAGAAAAAGGACACUGUCGCCGCCGUUCAGGAUCCAGAAUCUGCAGAUGUUACGAAGAACGGAGAAACUCUGCGAGGUGCCGUGUCUGGAGGUGGGAGCUCCGCUCUUUCCUCAAAUUAUAAUUUCCAUAAAUUCCAUCCCACAACCACGAGCGGCAAACUUCCUACAGGCAGUACUUCAUCAUUGUUGCGUAAUAGAGUGCAGGUCUAUCCGCGCAAAUCUGACUUGGUUUUGCCUGAAGGUGCAGUUCCUUUACCUUGUAGUGAUGAUAGCUGGGUGGCUGUCAGCUUAGAUUUCUGAAAUUAUGAAGGCAAUUGCAAUCCACGAGGAUCUUGUCAUGUUUUAAUGUCAGACAAUGUUCUCAAACAGAGCUUUUCUUGCUCUUAAAUCUGUCUGCAGAUGGUUUUCCAGUGUAAUCAUAUUUGCAUGAUGAACUAUUAUGAAUC